This is a messenger RNA of Eubalaena glacialis (North Atlantic right whale), 936 nucleotides long. Its product is annotated as taste receptor type 2 member 62-like. Gene Ontology annotation, molecular function: G protein-coupled receptor activity; bitter taste receptor activity. NCBI's taxonomy places the organism in Eukaryota, Metazoa, Chordata, Mammalia, Artiodactyla, Balaenidae. Gene Ontology annotation, biological process: sensory perception of taste; detection of chemical stimulus involved in sensory perception of bitter taste; G protein-coupled receptor signaling pathway. Gene Ontology annotation, cellular component: membrane. The record is from RefSeq and is a predicted model, not a curated record.
AUGCCCUCCUCACCCAUGUUGAUCUCCAUGGUCAUCUUUUUCCUGGAGUUGUUGGCUGCCAUGCUGCAGAAUGGCUUCAUAGUUACUGUGUUGAUCGGGGAGUGGGUACAAUGCCAGACACUGCUUGCAGGCGACAUGAUUGCAGCGUCCUCCUUGGCCGCCUCCUGGUUCUGUCUGCAUGGGAUGGCCCUCCUGAACAACCUCGUGGCCUUCUUUGGUUUGGGUUCCAAAAUUUACUAUUUCAGCAUCCCCUAGGACUUCAUCAACUCUCUCACUUUCUGGCUUACUGCUUGGCUUGCUACAUUCUACCGUGUGAAGAUCUCAUUCUUCUCUCACCCCAUCUUCUUUGGGCUGAAGUGGAGGAUUUCUCGGUCAGUGCCCAGGCUGCUGCUGGGCUCCCUGAUCUUAUCUGGUCUGGUAGUCAUCCCAUUAGACACUGGGAAUACAAUUCUUGUGCAGAUGGUUGCUGCCCAGAGUUCCCAUGGAAACAACACCCUGGCUGGUAGAAUACAGACUGUCUCUUUGCACUUUUUUCUACCUCAUGUAAUUAUUAUGUGGUCAAUUCCAUUUCUCCCGUUCCUGGUGUCCACCCUCUCACUCGUGUUCUCGCUGUGCCGGCACUUGGGGCAGAUGAGGGACCAUAGACCUGGCCCGAGUGAUCCCAGCACCCGGGCUCACACCAUGGCCCUGAAGUCACUUGCCUUCUCCCUCAUCUUCUACACAUCGUAUUACCUGUGCCUGAUUAUUGUUGUUAUAAACAUCCUAACCCUCCGGAAUCACUGGCGCUGGGCCUGGGAAGUGGUGACUUAUGCAGGCACCUGUCUGCACUCCAGUAUCUUGGUGCAAAGCAGCCCCGAUCUGAGAAAGGCCCUGAAGAAGAGGCUUUGGAGAGGGGCAAGAGGGACAAGGAGCAGUUUUUCUCACCAGUGUCAGUAA